AUGGCCGAGCGAACAAUGCCAUCGACCUCGACGCUGGUCAAAUACGACACCCCGUUUUUGGUGAAGACUUCCGAAAGGAAAUCAUCCAUGAAGACCGACAAAUGCAUCGCUGAGAAUGCCGAGAAACGCGAAACCGAAGAAAUACUCAACUCAAUAUUGCCGCCCAAAGAAUGGGAGGAAGACGGGAAACUUUGGAGACAGCAGGUGUCCAGUACGCCCGCGAUUCGUAUGGACGUCGUAAAUCUCCAAGAGCAACUCGACAUGAAAUUGCAACAGAGGCAGGCGCGUGAGACUGGCAUCUGUCCCGCAAGGCGAGAACUCUAUACCCAAUGCUUCGACGAGCUUAUUCGACAGGUGACCAUUAACUGUAGCGAAAGAGGAUUGCUGCUGCUUCGUGUCAGAGACGAAAUGAAUAUGACCAUGGAGGCGUAUCAGACUCUGUACUGCAGCAGUGUCGCCUUUGGAAUGAGGAAGGCGCUGCAGGCUGAACAGGGUCGAGAAGAUCUCAUUGAAAAAGUUGAAAAACUUGUGACUGAACGAGAUGAACUGGAGAAAGUGGUGACCGAGCUUAAGAAUAAAGCUGAACAAGUGGAAAGGCGAGCAGAAGAAGUUAGAGCUGCCGAAGAUAAGAAACACGCAGAGGAAGUCCAAUUUCUCAAGAAAACUAAUCAACAACUCAAAGCCCAACUGGAAGGCAUCAUCGCGCCGAAAAAAUAA
Ctenocephalides felis (cat flea) is the source of this 717-nucleotide messenger RNA. Its product is annotated as 33 kDa inner dynein arm light chain, axonemal-like. Gene Ontology annotation, molecular function: dynein heavy chain binding. The record is from RefSeq and is a predicted model, not a curated record. Gene Ontology annotation, cellular component: filopodium; axoneme. The coding region runs from base 1 to 717 and encodes 238 amino acids. The transcript has 4 exons. Lineage: Eukaryota; Metazoa; Arthropoda; Insecta; Siphonaptera; Pulicidae.